This is a messenger RNA of Glarea lozoyensis ATCC 20868, 2916 nucleotides long. RefSeq names its product DNA ligase/mRNA capping enzyme, catalytic. The coding region runs from base 1 to 2916 and encodes 971 amino acids. Gene Ontology annotation, molecular function: DNA binding; DNA ligase (ATP) activity; ATP binding. The record is from RefSeq and is a predicted model, not a curated record. Gene Ontology annotation, cellular component: DNA ligase IV complex. Lineage: Eukaryota; Fungi; Ascomycota; Leotiomycetes; Helotiales; Helotiaceae. The transcript is spliced from 4 exons. Gene Ontology annotation, biological process: double-strand break repair via nonhomologous end joining; DNA recombination; nucleotide-excision repair, DNA gap filling.
AUGCCGGCCAGCCAAAGACUUCCGGACGACGGGGCUAACGAGGAAGACCAAAGCCAAUACCAUCGAAAUGCUGCCAGUAACGAGGACUUAGAUGAAAAGUAUCCUAAUCGACCACACAAUCACUCACGAACUCUAUUCUUUGGUGAUCUUUUGACCGAUUUAUUUAAUCCACUGAAUGAGAAUAAGAAAAGACCUAGUGGCCCCAAAAUCGCACGUGCAAAGGUUGGCCCUCAUGGACCGGGUGUUAAAUCAGCGCAUGAGGUUCGUCGGAGUAUCAUUGAGAGAUUCAUAUCAAAAUGGCGGACAGUUGUUGGCAAUGACUUCUACCCUGCGCUGAGAUUGAUCCUUCCUGAAAAGGAUCGUGACAGACUCAUGUAUGGGUUGAAAGAAAAAGCAAUCGGGAAAAUUGUUGUCCGGAUGCUCAGUAUUGCCAAGGGAUCCGACGAUGCCUCAGAUGUUCUGAAUUGGAAGUUGCCAGCCAAGAAUGCGUCGACUCAGAUGGCGGGUGAUUUUGCUGGAAGAUGCUACGAGCUACUCAAGGGACGAGCUAUGAUCAACGGUAAAGGUGACAUGCGUAUUGCAGAAGUCAAUGAAUUAUUAGAUGAUCUUUCCAAGGAGGGAAAAGAAGACGCGCAACUAAAGAUCUUCGAUAAGUUCUACCAUAGGAUGAGUGCAGACGAAUUGAUGUGGUUAAUUCGAAUCAUACUUCGUCAAAUGAAAAUCGGAGCCUCUGAAAAGACCAUUCUGGAGCUCUGGCAUCCCAACGCAGAAGCCUUGUUCAAUGUGUGCUCGAGUCUUCGUCGUGUUUGCUGGGAGCUCACCGACCCAGAAAGCAUCUUAGACUCUGAGGACACAGGUGUCGAGCUCAUGGCUUGUUUUCAACCUCAACUUGCGCAAUUUCAGCAACACAACUUUCAGAAAAUGGUGGAUAAGAUGGGAAUGCCUGCCGAAAAUCCAGCCUUCUGGAUUGAAGAGAAGCUUGAUGGGGAAAGAAUGCAGAUGCACAUGGUUGUGGAUGAUAGUCAUCCAGGUGGAAAACGAUUUGGAUUUUGGUCGCGGAAAGGUAAAGAUUAUACUUACCUGUAUGGUGACGGCUACGAGGACGACAACUCGGCCUUGACUCGACACAUCAAGAACGCUUUUGAUCCGAGACUAAGAAAUAUCAUUCUCGACGGUGAGAUGAUUACAUGGGACCCCGACAUAGACAAAAUAGUAGCUUUCGGUACUUUAAAGACAGCCGCUCUAUCAGAGCAGAAGAACCCUUUCCAGACGUCUGGUCAACGACCGCUUUUUAGAGUUUUCGAUUGUUUAUAUCUCAAUGAUCGAGAUAUUACAAGGUAUACGCUGAGGGAUAGAAGAAAAGCUCUAGAAAAGGUACUUACUGAUGUGUAUCGACGAAUUGAGCUGCACCACUACGAGGAGGUACAAGAAGCCCAGGCUAUCGAGCCAGCUUUACGACAAGUCGUGGCUGAGGCGUCAGAAGGUCUCGUUCUCAAGAAUCCAGAGUCACCCUAUCGCUUAAGUAUGCGUGAUAAUGUGUGGAUGAAAGUCAAGCCGGAAUACAUGAUGGAUUUCGGAGAAUCUCUGGACUGUAUUGUCAUCGGUGGUUACUAUGGUUCUGGUCGGGCCAAUCCGAUGAAGUGCUUCUCCUUCUGCAAAGUUGGUGGUGGGUUUAGAGCAGAAGAUUAUGCAGCAAUCCGGCACCUCACAGGAGGCAAGUGGGUUGAUUGGAAUCGUGACAAUCCACCGAACGAGUUCAUCGAACUUGCGGGUGGUGACAGACAGCUCGAAAGACCUGACAUGUGGAUUAAACCAUCCGAUUCUGUUGUUCUCGAGGUUAAAGCUGCAUCAGUCGGUCCAUCUGAAUCUUUCAAGACCAACUAUACGUUGAGAUUUCCUAGAUUCAAGAAAUUGCGAGAAGACAAAGACUGGCAGUCUGCAUUAUCUCUCUCUGAGUUUGCACUUCUCAAAACCAAAGUCGAGGCAGAAUCCAGUCAGAGAGGUUUCGUCGUUCAAGCCAAACGAAAAAUGACGAAAAGACUCAAGAAAGAGGUCGUGAUUGCAGGCACAGAUAGCAAGAUCAAAACGCCAUACGCAGGACCACAAACAAAAGUGUUUGAAGGGUUGGAUUUCCACGUCAUGACAGACAUGCUCCAACCAUUCAAGAAAUCCAAAGCAGAACUGGAGCAAAUGAUCAAAGCAAACGGCGGAUCCAUCUACGCCAGUCCCACAGCAAAAGAGCACAUCAUCUGUAUCGCCGAGAAGCGGCCCGUCAAAGUAGCCAGUAUCAUCAAGAGAGGCGAAACCAACAUCGUCCGGCCAGCCUGGCUAUUCGAUGCUAUCCAGCAAUCCGAGAUCGACGGGCCGCAUCGCUCAAGAUUCCUGAUCCCGUUCGAACCUACCCAUAUGUUCCACUUGAUCGAGAGUUCUAGGGAGGAUAUCGAGGGGAACGUGGAUAUCUAUGGGGAUAGUUAUAUGCGUGAUAUCACGCCUCUAGAACUGGGGAAGUUGUGCGAGGAGAUGUUACAUCCCAAGACUCAAGACUUUGACGCCGGGAUGUUUCGGCUGCAACUCGAAGAGCGUGGGCGAGGGAUUGGAGAGUUACCUGGGAACAUCUUUGGACGGCACAUGAUCAGAUUCGUGUCGUCAGCACGUACAGAUGCGGAGAAGGAUAUCGAUCUCUUUCUACUUCGAACGCAGUUUUCCUUCGCGGGUGGCAAGAUUGCGGAAAGUGAUGGUGCGGAUGGGAUUACGCAUUUUGUGGUUGUUGAUGAGGGGGAUGAAGAUGUGGUGAGUGGGUUGCGGAGGAAGAUUGCGGAACGAAGGGGUCCGGUGCCUAGGAUUGUGAGGUUGAAAUGGCUGCGGGAUUCUUGGGCUGAGAAGACUGUUUUGGAUGAGGAGAGAUAUGCUAUUUAG